Messenger RNA from Temnothorax curvispinosus, 3650 nucleotides. RefSeq names its product ubiquilin-1 (gene Ubqn). NCBI's taxonomy places the organism in Eukaryota, Metazoa, Arthropoda, Insecta, Hymenoptera, Formicidae. The transcript has 7 exons. Gene Ontology annotation, biological process: ubiquitin-dependent protein catabolic process. Bases 594 to 2195 code for a protein of 533 amino acids. Gene Ontology annotation, cellular component: cytosol. The record is from RefSeq and is a predicted model, not a curated record. Gene Ontology annotation, molecular function: polyubiquitin modification-dependent protein binding.
AGCCGCUCUCGCCGUUAACCCGUCGUCGACGUCGUCGUCAUCGUUGUCGUGGUAGUGGUGGUGGUGGUGGUUUACGUGGCCCUUCUCCGGCUCGCGAUCGCGCCGCAAAAUCGGCCUCGCGUGCAAAAACGCCGACGGAAUCCACGUAUCUCUCGCGCGGUUCGCGCGACUAUCCGACUCCGACUAUCCGACACCGCGUGUUUAUCGUGAUGGCCGAGCGCCGUACGUUGGGCAUCGUGCAUGUUGGUCACCGUCCGGCCGCGAAGUCUCUCUAGUUCCGCGGGGCCACCGGAGUUGUAGGUGGGAAAAAAAAUCCAACGUAGUUCCUCGCCGUCGCAUCGGGCGCGGUGGACGUUCGGGCCGCGUGCGCGAGGGAGUGUCGUCGGCGUCGUCGCCGUCGUGCGGGUCGUGCCGUGCCGUGCCGUGCCGUGGGUGUGUAUUUACACGGUGCGCAAUUCCGUGGUGGCCGUGAGAUCGAGCGAGAGAGAGGCGGCGAAGCGGGAGGGAUAGAGCGAGCGAGAGAGCGAGCGAGCGAGCGAGCGUACCGAGUAUCGCGCGAGCGUCGAAAGUAACGAGUCAUCUACCGAUCCAAGAUGGCAGAAGGCCAGCAGGAGGGUGGCCCGAAGAAGAUCACCGUCAACGUAAAAACCCCCAAGGACAAGCAGAGCGUGGAGAUCGAGGAGAAUGCGACGAUAAAGGAAUUUAAGGAGGCGGUCUCCAAGAAGUUCAACGCACAGGCCGAUCAGCUGUGCCUCAUCUUCGCCGGCAAAAUCAUGAAGGAUCACGAGACCCUCAAAACGCACAACAUCAAGGACGGUCUGGCGGUGCACCUGGUGAUCAAGGCCCCGCGCACCGCCGCCACACAGAAUCAGGAGUCCAAUUCGGCCUCGAGACCACAAGCUGAUGUCAGUGCCAGUCCAUUUGGCUUGGGGAGUUUAGGUGGACUGAUGGGAUUGGAGUCCCUUGGCUUAGGUUCUGCUAAUUUCAUAGACUUACAGCAACGUAUGCAACGGGAAUUGCUCUCGAAUCCGGAAACGAUGCGUCAAGUGCUCGAUAAUCCGCUGGUGCAGAGCUUGAUGAACGAUCCAGAAAACAUGCGCAAUCUGGUCACCGCCAAUCCCCAAAUGCAAGAACUGAUGCAACGUAACCCGGAAAUCAGUCAUAUGUUGAAUAACCCCGAGCUUUUACGGCAAACGAUGGAGUUGGCACGUAACCCGUCGAUGCUCCAGGAAUUGAUGCGCUCGCACGAUCGAGCUCUGUCUAAUCUUGAAAGUAUACCUGGUGGCUACAGCGCCCUACGUCGCAUGUAUCGCGAUAUCCAGGAGCCAAUGCUAGCGGCGGCGACGAUCGGUCGUAAUCCCUUUGCCGCUCUGGUGGAGAACACGUCCAAUCAGGACUUGCAGAAUCCACAGCAGGGUCAGGAAAAUCGAGAUCCGUUGCCGAAUCCGUGGAAUCAGAGCCAGACCGACAGUGGGACGGGAGGAGGAGGAGGUCAACAGGGAGGUCAGCAAGGCAGAGGUCUGCUGGAUUCGCCGGGUAUGCAGAGCCUCACGGCACAGAUGAUGGAGAAUCCACAGUUAAUGCGAAACAUGUUGAACGCUCCGUACACGAGAUCUAUGCUAGAGGCGAUGGCGGCUGAUCCGGGGAUGGCCAGCCGGGUGAUCGCAGCGAAUCCGUUUCUUCGUGGUAAUCCGCAGAUGCAAGAACAAAUGCGUGCAAUGAUGCCCGCCUUCAUUCAACAGAUGCAAAAUCCGCAGAUGCAGAGCGUCGUCACCAACCCGGACGCUCUGGCUGCUAUCAUGCAGAUACAACGUGGUAUGGAGCAGUUGCGCACCGUCGCCCCCGAACUCGUGGAAAACAUGGGCCUCACGGUCCCACCCGCACCCACAACACCAAACACGGGCGGCACGAAUUCCAGCGUACCGACCAGCCAGCCAUCGGAUAGCAACCAGCAAGACGCGUUUUCUCAAUUUAUGGCACGGAUGGUUUCUGCAAUGGCAUUAAAUCAAGGUGUAGAAGUUGACGGUCAACCUGUACCUCCACCAGAGGAACGUUACAGAGCACAGUUAGAGCAACUUACGGCUAUGGGUUUUCUUAAUAGAGAUGCUAAUUUACAAGCGUUAAUCGCCACGUUCGGAGACAUAAAUGCUGCCGUUGAGAGACUACUCUCCAAUGGACAAGUGUCUAUGAGCUAACCACCAAUCUGCAAUACUGUUAUUCCAAUAUUACCUUUAAUUUUAUCCUUAUUUACCUUUUACGUUGAUGUACGUGAGAGAUACUUGAGGUAACUGGCUGUCAAAAAUUAUAAACUUAUAUCCUUCCUCCCUCCCUCUCUCCCUCUUCUACCUUCUACCCCCUUUAUCUCAGUCUUGACGGAAUACACGCUACUCAUUCGUUCACGUUGCAGUUUUUCUUAUUUAGAUUCAGAUUUAUCUGUGUUUUAGACGAUAGAUAGAGAAAUGUCAAUGGUAUGGCCAUUACUACUCGUUUCGCGAUCGGUUGUUUCACUCUUUCGAAUCUCUGUUCUUGGUUCUUCGUCCGUGUAUCCUCUUCGAUGUGCUCUAUAUACCUACAAUCAAUUUUCUGUCGUUUGUCGAAACACAGAAAAUCGACUGUAGCUCCGUUGAUGUCACUUUCCCAUGUAAAUUUCUUUACGAACGUGUCGGGCUGAUUACGAGUAGUUUACGAUAGUUUAUUACCGCGUAAUAUCUUUAUGACGUUUCUUAGGAGCAUGAACGCGGAACCUGCAUGGAAAAUAUAGAUUGCCGCUAUAUUUAACGAAAUCGCUUUCUCGGCUUGGUCGGAUCGAUCGAGAGUGUAUUCGCAGUACAGUCAAUCGUCCCUUUUGCUUUCAGAUAUCCUGAUACUUGUAAUCCUAUAGCGAGAUGCGUUAUUUGUGUGUUCUCAGUAAAGGAACAAACGAACUCGAUUGAAAUCCGUUGGGAAUGAAUGUAACGCUUUUUUGGUGCACGGAUUUCGUAAUUAUUUUAUAUAUAUAUACGUUACUAUACGUAAAUGAGAUAUACGUCGGAAUAUUGUCGAGAUCCGCGUUAUAUUCGAAGAGCACGGUUUGACGAUCCGUUCUACAAUACGGUUUCCAUGUAAGUUUUUAUAGAAUACCGAGAGCGUAAAAAUAAUAACAACGGCUUUCUUUAACUUGCAUACCGAUGUGCACUGUAUCUUUGUUGGUUUAAUUUGAUCGUAGAAUAAAACCUACUAUAAUUAAGCGUUAUAUGUCUUGUAAUACAACGUUAGACAUUUGUAGCGUGAUAAUUGAGAAACAUACGGCAUACAACUUGUUUAUAUAGAGGAUUGUGCGUGAUAAAAGAUCGAACGCCCACAUGUGAGACAUGUGAACUCGAAAGAAAAAACACCUAAUCGUCAGUUAGCUCUAAGGCAGUCUAAGACAUAAGGAUAAAAAGAAAAAAAAGAAGAUGUAUGUUGUAAAUUAUCUUUAUCGAAGAGAAAAGCAGUUAUAUAUAUACAUAUAUAUAUAAUUUUAAUAUUUUUGAUUGAUGUACGAUUACGAUAAAUAUCCAUGCGCAUUAUAUUAUCGUUUACGUGUAUUCAUUAUACUUCACUGAGAAACAAGACAUUCUGCUGUAAAAAAAAGCGAUUAUAUUACGAAAUAAAGUUACGGUUGAUUCAUA